CCUUGUGUUUCGUUCUAUUGUCCGAUUACAACGGUGCGGUCGCGUGUUCGCUUAAGGACGCGCGCCACAUAGCAGUCUCCAGCCGAGUGACCACUAAUUCAAGACGCCGAAUUAGCUCUUCCAGCUCCUGCGCAGACAUCGUCGAUGGAUCGACCCGGCCUAGACAUCCACCCAUGGCAAUGCCGUACAAUCGGUACUUUGUGGAGAUCGGGCGCGUGGUUUAUCUGACUCGCGGAAAAGACAAGGGUCGGAUUGGCGUCAUCGUCGAUGUCGUCGACCAAAACCGUGCUUUGGUCACCGGUCCGGGCCUCAAGCGCAAACCUCAACUAUUUAAGCAUAUACGGCUCACACCGCAGGUGCUGACGGGUUUCUGUGCAGGCACCAAGGACCGCCUCGUGCAUAAGCAAUUCGUCGAUAGCAACGUCGAGAAGAUCUUUUACGACUCCCUGUUCUACAAGAAAUUGCAGGCCCGGAAAAUCCGAGAAAACCUCAACGACUUUCAACGCUUCAAGGUGUUGCACCUGAAGAAGAAGAUGAACACUUUGAUCAACUUGAAGUACGGGAAAUUAAGAAAGCCUGCACGUAAAGCUUUCUUCAAGAAGCUCGCUGAGAAGAAGGAAAAGAUCGACGCUCUGAAGGGAACCCAAUAAAUCAAUGACAAUUGGUCUGUCAUAGAUAUCCUUGACAAUAUA
Molecule: messenger RNA, 692 nt
Organism: Varroa destructor (honeybee mite)
Lineage: Eukaryota; Metazoa; Arthropoda; Arachnida; Mesostigmata; Varroidae
Gene: RpL14
Product: ribosomal protein L14
Biological process (GO): ribosomal large subunit biogenesis; translation
Cellular component (GO): cytosolic large ribosomal subunit; ribosome
Molecular function (GO): structural constituent of ribosome; RNA binding
Source: RefSeq, a predicted model, not a curated record